GUCAUGCCUUCCCAAGAACCUGCAGUAGACGACAAGGACAACGUGGACCUUCCUUCUGAGAACACCGAUGGAAUUGCUUAUAUUUCUUCAAGCCGGAAACAUGACAACAUUAAAGAUGAUUCUGAGGACCUCAAGCCGGUUAUCGACGGGAUGGAUGGAAUCAAAAUAUCUCAGGGGCUCGGGCUGCAGGACUUUGACCUGAUUCGGGUCAUUGGGCGCGGGAGCUACGCCAAGGUCCUCCUGGUGCGGCUGAAGAAGAACGACCAGAUGUACGCCAUGAAGGUGGUGAAGAAGGAGCUGGUCCAUGACGACGAGGAUAUUGACUGGGUACAGACAGAGAAGCAUGUGUUUGAGCAGGCAUCCAGCAACCCUUUCCUGGUCGGCUUACAUUCCUGCUUCCAGACAACAAGUCGCCCCAAACACCCUCUGUCUCCCUCCAGGCUGUUCCUGGUCAUAGAGUAUGUCAACGGCGGGGACCUCAUGUUCCACAUGCAGAGACAGAGGAAGCUUCCAGAGGACCAUGCCAGAUUCUACGCCGCCGAGAUCUGCAUCGCGCUCAACUUCUUACACGAGAGAGGGAUCAUCUACCGGGACCUGAAGCUGGACAACGUCCUCCUCGACGCGGACGGCCACAUCAAGUUAACGGACUACGGCAUGUGCAAGGAAGGCCUGGGCCCUGGCGACACCACCAGCACGUUCUGCGGGACCCCGAAUUACAUCGCCCCGGAGAUCCUGCGGGGAGAGGAGUACGGGUUCAGCGUGGAUUGGUGGGCACUGGGCGUCCUGAUGUUUGAGAUGAUGGCCGGGCGCUCCCCCUUUGACAUCAUCACCGACAACCCCGACAUGAACACAGAGGACUACCUUUUUCAAGUAAUCCUGGAGAAACCCAUCCGGAUCCCCCGAUUCCUCUCGGUGAAAGCCUCCCACGUCUUGAAAGGAUUUUUAAACAAGGACCCCAAAGAGAGGCUCGGUUGCCGGCCACAGACUGGAUUUUCCGAUAUCAAGUCUCAUGCAUUCUUUCGCAGCAUCGACUGGGACCUGUUGGAGAAGAAGCAGGCCCUCCCACCGUUCCAGCCCCAGAUAACCGACGAGUACGGUCUGGACAACUUUGACACCCAGUUCACCAGCGAGCCCGUGCAACUGACCCCUGACGACGAGGACGUCAUAAAGAGGAUCGACCAGUCGGAGUUUGAAGGUUUUGAGUACAUCAACCCGUUACUGCUGUCCACCGAGGAGUCCGUGUGA
Molecule: messenger RNA, 1245 nt
Organism: Puma concolor (puma)
Lineage: Eukaryota; Metazoa; Chordata; Mammalia; Carnivora; Felidae
Source: RefSeq, a predicted model, not a curated record